This is a messenger RNA of Anopheles funestus (African malaria mosquito), 5318 nucleotides long. Its product is annotated as multidrug resistance-associated protein 1-like. Gene Ontology annotation, biological process: transmembrane transport. NCBI's taxonomy places the organism in Eukaryota, Metazoa, Arthropoda, Insecta, Diptera, Culicidae. Gene Ontology annotation, cellular component: membrane. Gene Ontology annotation, molecular function: ABC-type transporter activity; ATP binding; ATP hydrolysis activity. The coding region runs from base 641 to 5230 and encodes 1529 amino acids. The record is from RefSeq and is a predicted model, not a curated record. The transcript is spliced from 6 exons.
GGCCCGUGUGAACAAAAUCUGUACACCACCGGAGUGAUGAAGUUUACGUUUAAGAAGUACGUUCGAGUCACGGUACCAUAGAAAAAACAUCUGCUCAAUACAGCAGAAGUUAAGACUGGAAUCCAAAUGAUUGAGUAGCUUCCAAGUGAUUGAGUGAUGUAAUAAGAACAAUAUUUUACUGUACUCUUCGUAAGUCAACCCAUAGAAAAAGCCUCCGAUUUUCUAACCACCUACUCCCGCAGCACAAGAUCCCGUGCUUUAAAUGAUACUUUUGAUAAUCUUAUCACAAACAAAAAUGCAAUCUCGUGUAAAUAAAUUCAACCCUGGCACACGCCAGCCACGCAAAAGGGGUAAGGCAAGUUUAACGGUGGCGUGUCAUCCGUAACAAACUCACCGAAACCGAUUGUACUCGUUCCGAAAUGGGGCAGAUCUUGGGUCUUAUCGGACGCAUGCCGGCGUCAUGCAAACGAAUGUUAAAAAAGGAAAGCAAAACUGUAUACCCACAAUCACAAUCAGCUCCAUGCUAUGCCACUCUGGCUUGAAGUGUUUUCAAGAACGUUUGGAGUAUAAAAUGAGACUGCGAAUGAUCAGCAAUCUUUCAGUCGUUCAGUGGUAAUUGAGUCGUGCAAAUAGGUCCACGAUGACCUUCGAGGACUUUUGUGGUGGUCCGUUCUGGGACGAGGAGUUCGUGUGGGACAUAGACAAUCCCAACCUGACGUUCUGUUUCCAGCGCGUCAUCCUGCAAUGGGUACCGUGUUUAUUUUUGUUCGUGUUCUCCGUCUACGAUAUCUUGAAAAUUACCGAAAGUCGUUAUCGAGACAUACCAUGGAACUGGUACAAUCUCUCCAAGAUGUUAGUGAUAUUCCUGCUCAUGUGUAUGUCCUGGAUCGAUCUGGGCAUGGUAGUGAGCUAUCAAGAUGAGCAGGGCUUAUACGAUGUGCAGAUCCUGACGGCCGUGUUCAAUGCAUUGACUUAUAUUGAUUUGAUUGUGUUGCUGUUCUUCAUGCGUAAGUACGGCAUUCGCACAUCCGGUACGAUGUUCAUGUUCUGGUUCCUGCGAAUGUUCUUCGGCAUCAUUCAGCUCCGUACGGAGGUGAUGGAUAACGAUAAACGACCGAACGCGAUCGGAUCCGGUGACACGGUGGAUUUUUGGGAAUAUCAAUACGUCAGUUACAUCAUCCAGUACUCCUUCAUCUGUUUGAUGCUCGUGCUGGAGCUGUUCCCCGAUAAGACACCUUCAUUCAGCUACUACCCGAAAGACCCCAAACCAAACCCCGAACUACGGUCAAGCUUUUUCAGUAAGCUGUUGUUCCUGCAUUUUGAUGCGUUCGCUUGGAAAGGUUUUCGGAAACCGCUCACCGUGGACGACAUGUACGACAUUAAUCCACAAGAUGCAUCUCGUGAGUUAGUGCCUCCGUUUGACAAGUACUGGAAGAUAAGCGUAGAGAAAGGUCGCAAACAGCAGAUGGCUAGCGAUCGGAAGGCGGGUAAGCCCGACAUUCAAUACAAACCACACUCACCCUCAAACGGAUCUGUUUUGUACGCGAUGGUUCGUGCAUACGGUGGUCCGUUUUGGUUCGCAGGAAUGUUGCAGCUGGCAAUAUCGGGCCUUCAGUUCGGAUCGCCUUAUCUUUUGCGAGAGCUGAUGGCUGUUAUCGCAUUAGAUGAACCGCUCUGGAAGGGGUUUUUGUUGACUUUUGGAUUAUUUGGCGCAUCUCUGCUACUGGGGCUGUUCAAUGGCCAGUACCUUUACUACACCUUUCUGUGUGGAUUCCGCAUCCGCACCGGGCUGAUAAGUGCGAUCUAUCGAAAGGCCCUACGAAUUUCUAGCGCGGCCAAGAAAGACACUACCGUUGGUGAGAUCGUCAAUCUAAUGGCCGUAGAUGCGCAGAAGUUUUUUGAAUUAACCUCCUACUUGCACGUCUUAUGGUCAGCCCUGUUAAUAAUAGGAUUGUGUUUGUUUUUGCUGUAUGACAUUCUUGGACCCGCCGUGUUUGCCGGGUUGGGUGUAAUGAUAUUGAUGACUCCUGUAUCAGGUGUGGUAGCUGCGAAGCUCAAAACCCAUCAAGUGGCUCAAAUGAAGCUGAAAGAUGAGCGUGUGAAGAAGAUGAACGAAAUUCUCGGCGGUAUCAAAGUGCUGAAGCUGUACGCAUGGGAACCAAGCUUCCAGGAUUCUAUUUUGAAAGUUCGCAAAGACGAAAUUGGAAUUCUGAAGCGUAUGGCGUACUAUGGGGCGGGAAUAUUUUUCACCUUUACUAUUGCACCAUUCCUGGUCACUCUCGUAUCAUUCGCUGUAUACGUGCUGAUAGAUGAAAACAAUGUACUCGAUCCGCAAACUGCAUUUGUGUCGCUGGCCCUGUUCAACAUAAUGAGGUUUCCUCUCGGAAUGUUUCCCAUGGUGGUGACGUUCUCCAUGCAAGCUUGGGUAUCCAUUAAACGCAUUGAUAAGUUCCUAAACAGUGCUGAACUGAACCCAGACAAUGUGACACACAACAAGAGCGAUGAAGCACUCACUAUUAAGGAUGGAACAUUUUCCUGGGGAGACGAGACACCCACAUUGAAGAACAUCAAUCUCUCGUUGCGAAAGGGACAACUGUCAGCGAUCGUUGGUACGGUCGGAACUGGUAAGAGCUCCCUGAUAUCGGCACUGCUUGGCGAGAUGGAAAAGAUCAGUGGUCAGGUGAAUACGGAUGGUUCGAUCGCUUACGUCCCACAACAAGCCUGGAUCCAGAAUGCCACUCUGCGUGACAACAUCCUCUUCGGUAAACCAUUCGACCAGGCAAAAUACGAUAAAGUGAUUGACUGUUGCGCCCUGAGGCCCGAUCUGGAGAUGCUUCCCGGUGGAGAUACGACGGAGAUCGGUGAGAAGGGCAUCAAUCUUUCGGGAGGACAAAAGCAACGUGUUGCACUGGCUCGUGCUGUGUAUGCCGAUGCUGAGGUUUAUCUGUUUGACGAUCCGUUAAGUGCUGUGGACGCUCAUGUAGGAAAGCACAUCUUCGAGCAGGUGAUUGGACCAUCGGGAAUCCUUGUGGGCAAGUCCCGUCUGUUAGUCACACACGGCAUAUCGUUCCUUCCAUUUGUGGAGAACAUCUCCGUCGUGAAGGAUGGCGAGAUAUCGGAAAGUGGGACUUACCAACAACUUAUAGACCAAAAAGGUGCCUUUGCGGAGUUCCUAAACCAACACAUUCAGGAGCUCGACGAUGAAGACGAAGGUAAGUUAAGCGUACCUUUUCAUGUUUUACUCGAUAAAUCUCUUUACAAUUGGUUUGAUUUUUUUUCUUCAGAAAUAUCAUUAAUACAGGAAACGCUUAACGACGAUGUUGCUUCUAAUGUUAUCCAACGUGCCUUGUCUGUUCGCUCGAACCACUCAAACGACAGCAACGGCAGUACACGUAAAAAACCCGUCAGUCGUCAAGUGUCCAAGCAAAGUUUGCAUAGCAAGGAGAACACAACCAUCCCAACCAGAGCGAAUUUGAUUGGUGUGGAAGAAUCAGCGACCGGUGCUGUUACCUGGCUAGUGUACAAGAAGUAUAUUAAAUCGAUCGGCUUUCAAUUCGGCGUUGGAUCCGUUUUGUUAACUGCGAUCAAUCAAGGAAGUGGUAUCUUCUCCAACAUAUGGCUCACCGAUUGGUCCGAAGAUCCGGAAGCAUCAACAGAUACAUCGGUACGGGACAUGUAUCUCGGUGUAUAUGGUGCACUAGGAGGAGCGCAAUCAAUCGCACUGUUCCUGGCCGCACUGCUCAUCUCACUAGGCUGUCUAAAAGCAGCUAAAGAGUCUCACGAUAAGAUGCUGGAGAGUUCUCUACGCAUGCCGAUGUCUUUCUUCGACACAACACCAUUGGGACGUAUAAUAAACCGGUUUUCCAAAGACGUUGACGUAGUGGACAAUGUGCUUCCGGUUACGAUAAGAGCCUGGCUGCUGUUUCUGUUCAAUGUUAUCGGUGUGUUCAUUGUGAUUGCUAUCUCUACUCCGAUCUUUCUCGCUGUAGUUCCACCAUUGAUGGUGAUCUACUACUUCGUGCAACGGUUCUACAUCGACACUUCGCGCCAGCUUAAGCGACUAGAAUCCGUCACUAGGAGUCCGAUCUACUCCCAUUUUGGUGAAAGUAUCGGCGGACAAUCCACCAUACGGGCUUACGGACAACAGAAUCGUUUUACACAAGAGUCAGAGCGACGAGUAGACUAUAACCAGCUUGUUUCAUAUCCAACUAUUGUUGCUAAUCGAUGGCUUAGCGUACGGUUGGAGUUGAUCGGGAGCUUCGUAGUCCUGUUUGCCGCUCUGUUCGCCAUCUUGGCUCGAGACAGCAUCGGACAGGCCACAGUUGGACUCUCCAUCAGUUAUGCGUUACAGGUAUCUCAUCAACUCAGCUUUCUCGUACGUAUGACUUCGGAAGUCGAGACGAAUAUCGUAGCUGUGGAACGAUUGGAGGAAUACACCGUACUUCCGCGGGAAGCCGAAUGGAAGAAGGGAACUGUGGACAAAGCAUGGCCUGCAGAAGGAAAGGUCGAAUUCAAGGACUAUCAGAUCCGUUACCGCGAGGGUCUUGAUCUGGUCAUUCGAGGUAUCUCGCUCAACGUUCGUGGAGGAGAAAAGAUCGGUAUUGUUGGUCGUACCGGAGCCGGAAAGUCCAGUUUGACACUUGGCCUCUUCAGAAUUGUCGAGGCGGCCGGUGGUCAAAUCGUCAUCGACGGACUUGACAUCUCCCAAAUGGGACUUCACCAGUUGCGUGGACGGUUGACCAUCAUUCCACAAGAUCCGGUUCUGUUCUCUGGUACUCUGAGAGCCAACGUGGAUCCCUUCAAGAGUUACAGCGAUGAUCAAGUAUGGAAGGCUCUCGAGUUGUCCCAUUUGAAGACGUUUGUGAAGGGACUAGCCGCCGGACUGGAUCAUGAGAUCGCCGAGAACGGAGAGAACCUUUCGGUAGGACAACGACAGCUGAUCUGUUUGGCACGUGCUGUACUGCGAAAGACGAAGGUGUUGAUUUUGGAUGAAGCGACGGCGGCAGUAGAUCUCGAGACGGAUGAUUUGAUUCAGAAAACAAUCCGUACGGAGUUCGCCGACUGUACAAUUCUCACCAUCGCUCAUCGAUUGAACACGAUUCUCGACUCGGAUCGUGUCCUGGUACUCGACAAGGGUUUGGUAGCCGAGUGUGACUCACCACAGAGUCUGCUAGCGAACAGAGAAUCCAUAUUCUUUGGCAUGGCGAAGAAUGCCGGAAUCGUGACCUAAGCUACUUGUAAGACACACAACAUGGUAUUAUAGCGAUUUCUUUUACAGAUUAUUUUCAAUAUCAUAAAUGUAUUAUAGUUAAAUUGUA